GAGAAUUAAUUCAAUAUUUAUUUUUGCUAGUUUUCUUAUUGUAUUUUAAACAGUAAAGUAUAUAAUAAUAUUAAAUUAAGACCUAAGCAAAAUAUAAUAUCGUUAUUUUCCCUUUAAAAACGAAUCACAGCUAAGAAACUUAACACAAUAAGACAUUUAAAUUUAGCAGAACCAAAUUGGCAACCAUAAACAAAAAAUGUAAACAAACACAAAAGGCGCGAAAAAAGCAGCAGUAGAACCGAACUAAAGUAAAAUCACAUGAAGAGUGCAUCUUCUGGAAUACAAUUAUGGAUUUUGAACAAGAGGAACCAGCCAAGAAAAUUAUCAAGACAGAACCAAAUGAAAUUGAAAUAAAAUCAAAAGUUGUAAAUAUCAAAAAGGAAAAUGAACUAGAGGAAGCGGAAGUUAAACAGGAAAUUUCUCCUACCAAGGAGGAGGUAAAGAGCGAGUGUGAUGAUACUGCCACAGAUUCAGAUGUAGCCGUGGAUAAAAUUGAUUCACUUAAAACUUUGGGGCCGUAUAUUGCUGCACGUGACAAUUCGCAAAACACGGUUUAUUUCCAGGACCUGCCCGAUAUUUGCAAGACUGAACCAUGUAUGCUGGGUGUAGAUGAAGCUGGUCGUGGUCCAGUACUCGGUCCAAUGGUUUAUGGCAUAGCAUUUUGUCCAUUAAGCAGUAAACAAGUAUUGAUAGAUUUAGGAUGUGCCGACUCCAAACAACUAACCGAAGAAAAGCGCGAGUUUAUAUUUAACGAAAUGAAUACGUCAGAGACACCACGGAAUUGCGUUGGCUGGGCUGUAGAAUUGAUUUCACCUAACACUAUUAGCACUAGUAUGUUACGACGCACAAAAUGUUCACUUAAUGAAGUUUCUAUGACAUCAGCCAUUGAACUUAUUAAACGUGCUAUCGAGGAAGGAGUUAAUAUUGCAGAGGUAUAUGUGGAUACGGUUGGACCUCCAGAAAAGUAUCAAGAAAAGUUGAAAGGAAUAUUUCCACAAUUUAAAAUUACAGUCGCUAAAAAGGCUGAUUCUACUUAUCCAAUUGUCUCUGCUGCUAGUAUUUGUGCCAAGGUGACCCGUGACACUGCUUUAAAAGUGUGGAAAUUUCGUGAGAGUACCGAACUGAGUUCGGUAAAAUUUGGUAGUGGAUAUCCAGGAGAUCCAGUCACUAAACGUUUUCUCAGUGAGAAUUUAGAUAUGGUCUUCGGGUUUCCACGUAUUGUGCGUUUCAGCUGGUCAACUGCGGAGAAUGCUCUUGCUAAUAAGGUGCUUGAAAUGGAGUUUGAUGAACCAGACGAUCAGAAACCUAAAUAUGCUGGGCCCAAAUUAACAAAGUUCUUCAAAGGUGCAACAAAAAACGGUGAUGUGCAACGUAAGCCCUGUCGAUUUUUUAAGGAACGCUAUUUAGAUAGCGUUACUGAUUUCUAAUGUAGAUAAAAUGAUAAAAUAUUUAUAAGUUUAAGGGUAAAAUUCCUAUUCAAAUUAUGUAAUACGUUUUUAAUAAAUUUUUGAUUGUAGUAAAAAUACUAAA
Zeugodacus cucurbitae (melon fly) is the source of this 1530-nucleotide messenger RNA. RefSeq names its product ribonuclease H2 subunit A. The record is from RefSeq and is a predicted model, not a curated record. The transcript has a single exon. Gene Ontology annotation, cellular component: ribonuclease H2 complex. Gene Ontology annotation, biological process: DNA replication, removal of RNA primer; mismatch repair. Gene Ontology annotation, molecular function: RNA-DNA hybrid ribonuclease activity; RNA binding. The coding region runs from base 288 to 1427 and encodes 379 amino acids. NCBI's taxonomy places the organism in Eukaryota, Metazoa, Arthropoda, Insecta, Diptera, Tephritidae.